Phlebotomus argentipes is the source of this 837-nucleotide messenger RNA. RefSeq lists its product as uncharacterized. Gene Ontology annotation, molecular function: odorant binding. The record is from RefSeq and is a predicted model, not a curated record. Lineage: Eukaryota; Metazoa; Arthropoda; Insecta; Diptera; Psychodidae. Bases 13 to 774 code for a protein of 253 amino acids. The transcript is spliced from 3 exons.
AGUAUUGUGAAAAUGAACGCUCUGCUGAUUGUUUUGGCGUUGCAAAGUUUGUGUGAAGUUGGAUUCUCCUGGCAGUAUCCAAGAGAUGCUGACCAAACUCUGUGGGCUUUUAGGACCUGUCAAAGGGAAGUAUCUGAUCAAGCUUUACUCCCAAAGAUCUAUAAAUGGGAGUUGCCAGACAACGCAGACACUCAUUGCUAUGUAAAGUGUGUGUGGAUGAAUCUUGGAUCGUACGAUUUUAAUUCGAAAUCUAUAAAUGUUGAUACUAUUGCCACACAAUAUGAAACGCGCGGAUUGACGGUUCCUGCUGAUCUCGAGAAUUUGAAAGGUGCUACAGAUGGAUCGUGUGAGGCUGUAUAUAAGAAGACCAUUGACUUCUUCUUGAAGGAGAAAGAUAAUUUGCAACAUGCGUACUAUGGAACUAUUCCAGAGUCUAACAAAUGGUUUGCGCAGCAUCCUGAUGUUAAGCCAAAGAGAACAAGAAUUUCGGAAUUCUGCACGGGCAAAGAAGGCGGAAAGGAAGGCAGUUGCAAGCAUGCUUGCAGCAUGUAUUACUAUCGCCUGGUUGACGAGGACAACCUGGUUAUUCCCUUUAGGAAGCUCAAAAUGAACGGAACUCCUGAAGAAGCAUUUGACGGUUGCAGGAAGGAUGCUAGCAAGGAGACUGGAUGCAAAGUCGGCGAUGUAUUGUACGAUUGCAUUAAUGCUCUUAAUUCGGAUGGUUUCCAAGCCGUUCUGAAGAGAUGGGAUGAUGAAACUGAUAGGACUUAUUAAAAAUCAACACAAUUGCAAAAUAGGAGCAAAAAUAUAUGCAUUCACGAUAAAGUAUAGUUUUUC